AUGAGUAGGCUGUCCUUCAGGCCUCGUCCGCUUGACAUUCACAAGAAGCUCCCUAUCGUAAAAUCAGUAAAGGACUUUGAAGAAGAUGAUUCAACUCCCACUUCUACUCGCAAUUCUCAGCUGCUUCGGGUUGCUGCUGCCGAUUUCGACAAUGAGGCGCAUCAUCCCCAUGUUCCUACCAAGAAAUUAGCUUCCGAAAUACCUACACCCCAAUUUGAUGCUGUUGAUACUUACGAACGAGACUAUCAGCGCACGUUCGCUCAGCCCAAUUCUUACAUUCGAGCAAGGGGAGCUCGAGCUGAGAUCGGAGAAUUUGUUGAAUAUGAUAUUGACAACGAAGAUGAGGAUUGGCUUCAAGAGUUCAACAAAGACAGGAAUAACCUUUCUCCUGAAAAGUUUGAAGUUCUUCUAUUCAAGUUGGAGGUGUUAGAUCAUAAGGCUAGGGAAAGAGCUGGAGUUAUAACACCAACACUUGGUUCUCCCAUCCCUGUACUUCUACAACUAGAUGCUGCUAGUGAGGCACUGCAAGCUCAGUCUGUCAGAUAUGUGGUUCUCCAGUCGGUUUAUAACUACUGGAAAGAAAAGCGUGAAAGAUGGCAAAAGCCUGUUUUACGCCGACUGCAGCCUCCUCCCCCAGUGAAUGACACAAAUCCAUACAAUGUCUUCCGGCCACGAGAGAAAGCACACAGACUGCAUACCAGAAGGAUGCAGAGGAGGGAAAAUAAUGUACAAUCAUUUGAAAAGCUUCGGCAGGUCAGGCGGAAUCUUGAGCAAGCCAAGACUAUACUCGAGGCUCUGAUUAAGAGAGAAGAGAAGAAAAGAGAGGUGAUGGAGAGUGAAGUCAGUCUCCAGAGGAUCCAAAUCAAGUACAAGCAUGAGACAGAGCUACUUGAGGAUAGCUUGGCUCUUCAUGGAUUUCAACCCAUCUCCAAGUUUGUGUCAAGCGAAGAUGAAAUUCUUGAUUCAGAGGACUUUGCAAACAGUCGUCCACGCACGCGUCCUCCCCUUCCCCUGCAAAAUCCGACCCCCAUGAUAACGGAUUCCAGAAACAUUGUCAACUUCCCACCAGCAGCAACCAUGAAGCAAGAGCUACGUCGGAGGCAUGCAGUCGACGGUUGGCUCCACAAAAUGGAUCCAAAUGAACCACUAUUGUUGUUCACGAAGCCUCUUGUACCCGAGAAGUUGGCAUCUGCUGGGAUAGUACCACCAGCAGAUCCAUCGGCGAGGAAUGGGGGAUCAGCAGUGACGUACAGAUUUCGAGGAAGAAUCGGGCGAGGUGGGCGAAUCGUAUUUGAUAGAUGGAACCCACUUGCACAAACGCCAAUUGAUGUCGGUAACACUUUAUACAUAGCCCCUCGACCCCGCCCCUCAACUUACAAUUAA
Linum trigynum is the source of this 1383-nucleotide messenger RNA. The record is from the annotation of a GenBank genome assembly. NCBI's taxonomy places the organism in Eukaryota, Viridiplantae, Streptophyta, Magnoliopsida, Malpighiales, Linaceae.